Molecule: messenger RNA, 8583 nt
Organism: Paramecium sonneborni
Lineage: Eukaryota; Ciliophora; Oligohymenophorea; Peniculida; Parameciidae
Source: the annotation of a GenBank genome assembly
AUGAAAAUUUCUUCAUGUUAUUUGUUAACAAUAAUAGUUGUUUAGUAUUCAGUUUCCUGGACCAUAAUCAGUUUACCAUCAAUGAAUCCAAUUGCUAUUGAAUCAAUAAAAAAUGAUAGAUAUUCCAGAGCUAAUUGUGCUGGGUUUGGAGUUUGGAGUAAAUAUGUGCCACUAAGUAAUAUUAUAUAAAUCGGAGAGAUUGGAAUAUUUGAUAGUAGUUGCUUUCAUUUGUUUAGAAUUUAGGAUUCUAUAAAUAAUGAAUUGCAUUUUCUAUAAUAUGAUUGUGUCAAUUUUGAGUAAAAAACAAUAUAGAAAUAUUUUUAAUUUAUAGGUAGAGAUGGUAGUUAUUUAAAAGAGGAAAUGCAAAUUAAUUAAGCACAAUAUGAGUCUGUAUGGUAUUUUUAAGGAUUUAUUACCAUUCCUUCAUAAAAACAAAUCAUAAUAUAUAUAUGUUAGGAAAGGACUUAGAUAUAUUCAAAAUCUAUCUAAAUUGAAUUUCCUUAUGAAUAAAUAAAUUCUAAUUUAAUAAUAGGAGGGGAUUUUAAAGUAAAUCAGAAUUCACAAUUUUAUUAACUUGAAAAUAGUAUACUUUCAUACUUUCCAGGAAAAAUAAAAUAUCUUCUUGAUGUUUACUUGAAUGAUCCUGACUAGUUCAAAAAUAUAAUUUUAUAAAACGAUGAAAAGUUCUGUUAGUGUGUAUAAUAUGCAAAUACUGAUAUAGGAGAUGUUAUAAUAUAAAAAUAUGAUUAAUUUGAAUUCAUACCUUAACAAAUUAAUUGCUAAUAUUUUUCAUUAUCAGGCUGGAUAAAAAUUAAAGAAAUCAAUUCAUACUAAGAUGAAUAUUAUUUUUAAUUGUUUAAAUUAUCAGGUAAUUUUAAUAAUCCAAAAAUGACUUAAGAAAACUUAUGUGCAUUUCAGUUAUUUUACAAGAUCUCAUCUUUAGGAAAUUAAAUCAUUGUCACAUCAUAUAGUUAUACAUUCCCAAGUAUAAAUAUAGAUUUUUCAAACAAUCCCUUUAUAAAAAAAGAAACAUUGGACAUAGCUUGUGAUAUCUAAUUGUGGCAUUAUAUUUUAGUAGAAAAAACAGAUACUUCGAUCUCAAUUUCAAUAACAUUUUACUAAGGUUUUGAUCAAAUAAAAUUUAAUAUAAAUUUAGAAGUAAAUCAAUUUAAUAUGGUUUAAUUUAAAUUACUUUAUGGAAAUAUUUUCUAAUCUUAGAUAAACUAAUUAAUUAUCAAAAUUAUAGGUUUAAAGUUAUAGAUUUGUCCAAAUAGAGAUUAACAAAAUAUAAAUUGUCAUCCCACUUGUAAGGAAUGUGAUGGUCCAACAAAAGAAGAUUGUCUAUCAUGUUUUGAAACAAAAAAUAGAAUAUAUUUACCAGAUUUUAAAGAAUGUAUCUGUGAGUAUGGUACAAUCGAUUAGAAUGGCGAUUGCAUUUAUUAUUAAUCUUUAUAAUUUAAUUUAAUUUAAGAAAAGUCAUAUAUUGAACAAUGUUUAUAUGGUUAUUUUCAAAUAAAUGAUGAUUGUUAUUAAUGGUACUAUUUUAUUAUAUUCAAGUCCAUCAAUAAUCAGCAAUAAACUUAUAACAUGUUUAGAAUGUAUAUAAAAUCCGAAAUAAUGGGGUCAAACUCUUUUUUGUGAAACAAUAUUAUUGACUGAUAAAAAUGGAAACACUUCAAACUAUUUGAAGCAUGAUAAAUUGUAAUAUAAUUUGGUAGGAAAUGAUGUAUAAUUAUGUGUUGAUUGCAAUUCAAUAAAUCCAUCAGAUGAUUAAAUUGAAUCGAGAUUUUAAUUUAGAUAAUUGUGUCAAUCAAUACAGAAAGAUUGUUAUCCAUGUCCAGAAUUCUGUCUAAAAUGUGAACUUUUAGCUACAAUUUUAAGUUGUUCAAAUUCAUAAAUUAUACAUUUUCCACUUUAGACUUAAUAAAUUUGUGAGCCUCCUAAUUUUGUAGAUUUUUAUUAAAAAUGUGUUGCUUGUAAUAUUUAGCAUUGUUUAUAUUGUUUUAAUUAUUUAGCAAAUAAUCCUUAAUAAACUACUUUGGGAUUUUAUGAAGAAUAAACUCUAAUUGAUGAAGAUAUUAAAGAAGGUUGUGCUUAAUGUAAAGAAGGAUUCAUUUUUGAUUUCAAAAUUGGACAAUGUAUUUAUUAGAGACCAUCAUAAUAAAAUUGUUUGAGAUCCUAUAUUAAUUUUAAUGAUAAAGAAAUUUGCACAUUAUCUGCAAUUAAUGAUUUUAGUUUUGCUUUUGAGAUCAUUAAUUGUCAAAUACACAUUUUAAAUUGUUUACAAUGCAUCUAAACUAUAUAACAAACUGUAAAAUGUUUAAUUUGUGAAGAUGGUUAUUUAGCUUCAUCUAAUUCAGGAAUUUGUAGAAAAUGCCCUAUUGAAUUUGCAAAAUAAUGUUUUGAAGAAUAUAAGUUAGAACCUUGGAAAUGGUUAAUUCAAGGUUUUAUCAUCAAAUACUUACCUAAUAGACCUAUUUUUACUGGAUAAUUAAAUAGACCAAGGUUCUUAGCAAUUUAAUGCAUACAAGGAUAUGAAAAAAUUAACUAUACCUGCUAAAAAUAUUGUGAUGAAAUGUGUUCUGUAUGUGAACCUAGUAACAAUGAAAGAAAGUUUUCUUGUUCUAAGUGUAAAUUAAAUUAUUUCAAAGAGCCUUUAAGAGUACAACUAGAUGGAUAAUGUAUUAAUUGCCCUUCUUUAUGUCAAGUUUGCUAAGAAAGAUCAAAGGAAGAAAUAAAUGUAAAUAUUCUAUUUAUAAUAGACAAUAAAUCCAUAUUUUAUAAUAACGCCUGAAAAUAUGUUUUAUACUUUUAAAUGCAUUUAGAAAAUCCCUUUAUAAAAAGUUCAGAUUGACCCAAACUUAAAAAUUGCAUAAUUUUGUUAUUAAAAUAGUUGUGUUUAUAAUUUAGAAUUUAAUUAUGUAUUUUUUACAUUUAAUUUAGGGUAAUAUUGAUUGCAAUUAUUUGACUGAUAUUCAAUAUUAAUUAAGUAAAUAAUAUAAUUAUGAAUAUUUCAAUUAAAUAGGGCUUUAAUAAUUGACAUUAAUACUUUAAAUACCAGAAAAAAUUUGUGAAAUUUACAAAUCGGAAUUCUAUAUUGAAAAUUCUUAAAAAGAAAACAUAUUUUCAAUUCAAUUAGUAAGAUUAUAAAUUCAGGGCAAAUCAAAUCUUAUUUAGAUAAAAACAAAUCAAUUUAAAUUGUUCUUUUAAAAAUAUGAUUCAAUCAUAUUAACUUAACUAAUGUUUAGUAUAAAAAGUGAAUUGAUUUUAUUAUUUGAAAAUAGAGGUUUAUCAGUUGAUUUAGAGAUAAUUGAUACACAAUUUUAUUCAAUGACGAAUUUACCAAUAUCUAUGUCUAUUCAAGGAGAGAGUUUCCUUAACAUAAAUUUAUAAAAUAUUUCAAUUUUUUCUGUUAGCAUUGAAAAUUAAGUGAUAUUUAAUCUUAUUUAUACAGAUUAGAAGAAUUAAAUAGUAAUUAAGAAUUUUCAACUUUAGCAUUGUAUUUUCAAAAAUUCUACUCUAUUUUUAUUCUAAAAUGCAAAAAGAAGCAUAUAUAUUGAAAAUUUUACUAUUGAUUCUUGUGAAUUUUAUAAUUCUUCAAUUAUACAUUUCAAUCAAAUUCAGAAUAAGUUAUCUAGCAUUAUUUUAAAUGGAAUUGUGAUCAAAAAUUCUCUUUUUAAUAAUUCAAAUCUUAUUUAAAGCAUUGAUAAAACUAUUCUUACUAUUAGCAAGUUUUAAAUUACAUAAAAUUAGAUUAUCAAUUCCAAAGUUAUCAUUUUUAAUUACGACUUUUAUUGUAAUGAUGUAUUCAUGAAGGAAAACAAAUUCAUAUCAAUUUAAUUUAUUUCAUAGAUCUCAUCAGCACUUUUCAAUUCAGUAAUUUAGAUGAAUAACAUAAAGAUUCUAGAAAAUUAUUUAUAAAAUUUUUCUUUAUUUAUUACAGAAUAAAAAUAGUCAACAUCUUAAGUCAGAUAUUUGUUAAAUGACCUUUAUUUUGAGAAUAAUUUUAUUUCUUGUUAUUAAGAGUAGUUUCUUAUAACAAUUAACAGCUUUAGCUCAACUAUUAAAAAUAUCUUUCUAAGAAACACUACAAAUUAUCGUUUCAUAUCUUUAUAAGCUAUUCCAUUUAUAAAAAUUGAAAACAUCAUAUAUGAGAAUUUACUUUAGGAAUAAAAAGUCUAAAUAUCGUCUGAUUGUUUCAAAAAUUGUUUUACUCGAUCAUAAUUACUAUAAGUUUUUGGAUUCACAAACAUCACUCUAAAUAAAAUUACAAUUACAAAUUAGUUUAGCAUUGAUUAGUCUAUAAUUUCUAUACAAUCUAAUCCUCUAAUGAUAUUGAAUUCAAAGGAAUAUAUAUCAAUUAUAGAUAUGAAAAUGAAGGGAAAUGUAUUAUUAAAAUAACUUUAAGGAAUAAGUUUUUCACUUUUUGAAUUAUAAUCUGAUAAGCCUUAAUUAAUAAAUAUUGAUAAUCUAAAAUACGAAUAGAAUGUUUUUCAUUAAUAUCAUAAAGAUCCAUCUAAAACUUCAGCCAGUCUUUUGUAUGUCAAUUCACCUUUGAGUCUCAUGAUAUUCAAUAAUAUCCAUUCUUAUAAUAAUUCUAUGACAAAUUCUUCAUAAUCAUAUUUUUCUCUAAUUUUAUUGGAAAUCUAAAUAGAUAAUUUUUAAGUUUACAAUCAUAAUUUUAAUAAUAAGGCAUUUUGGAUAGAAUAUUAUGAAAUUCAUUUAAAGGAGGAGUAUAAUUAAAAUGAAAUUUCUUAUGUAAUUUCAUAGUCAUUCAAAAUUGAUACUAUUGGAGGAGCUUUAUCAUUAACAGUUACUAAACUCACUCUUUUUAAUGGAGUAUUUAAUUAUAUCAUAGCUUAAAGCAGCUAAGUAUUUAAUAUCAAUACUUAAGGAGAUGGAAUAGUAAUUAUAAAAAACUGUAGUAUAGCUCAUGCGUAUACUUCCUUAAUUUCUAAAGUUCAAAAUGAUGGUGCAUUUACAAUUAAUGGCAAAAAUAGUUUAUUAUCAAUUAAUCUUUAAAAUAUUACUUUAAUUAAUGUUUAAAACAAGCUAUCAUCAUCCAUUUUUUCCAUAUAUCCUUCAUCUACAGAAAAUAAUAUCCAAUUUAGAAAUAUAAUUGUUUAAGAUUGUUUCUCCCUUGUUAAUUAAAUAAUAAAUUUUGAAGCUGAUUUUUAGAAUGCCCAAUAAAAUAAAGUGAGAAUAGACAAUUUAAGAAUAAUUUAGAAUGAAUAUGCCUUGCUCAAUUUUCUUUAAUCUCUUGGAUAAAUCAGUCUAAUUGAAAUGCAUAAAAUUAUUAGUGAUAAUGCAAUCCUGAACUUUUAAGGAUGUGAAUUAUUUUUAAAUGGAAUUCAAAUAGAAGGAAUAGUUUUAUUUUCUAUCAUAAAAGUUUUAGAUUCCAAAUUGUUUGCAUUAAUUGAUUGUAAAUUUAUAAAUGUUUUAACAUUUUAUCCUUUACAUUUAGUGGAUAUAUAACAGGACAAUAUUUAAUAGUCAAGAAUAUAUUUUAAUAAUAUUACAAUUUAAAAUUUAAAUGAUUUUGCUUAUACCAAACAGAGCUUACAUUAAUUUGAUUAUAACUAUAUUGAAUUAGAAUUUAUUUAAUGUAGCUUAAUAAGUAAUAAUGUAGUAUAAAUGAUUCAUAAAGUAGAGUUAUUACAAACCUUUUUUGAUACUAUUGUUACUCAUUCAAAUUAAAAUGGAUCUUUAAUCAAAUUGAGAACUGUUACAAAUCAAACAAGAGUAAUAUUCUAAAAGAUUCUAUUAUUAAAUAACAAUUGUCAAAAUUGUUGGAAUGGUUUAGUUUUUUUUGAGUUUACUGAUUUUCAGUAAGUUUCAAUAUCAGAAUUAUUUUGUUUAAAUAAUUAAAUUAAAGAUUAUGGUUGUAUAUGGGCUAAAUCAGGGAGAAGAAUUGACAAUAUAUUAAUAAUUGAUUAGUCAACUUUCAUUGCUAACAAAGGAAGAUUAGGAUCAGGAAUUUUAGUCUAAAAUUUACGAGUAAGAAUAUCAAAUUCCAAAAUUAUAAAUAAUACAGCUUCUUUUAGAGGAGGUGGUUUCUAUUUUGAAGAAGGUACUUAAAGAUUUGAAAUUUAAUCUACAUUAAUUAUAAAUAAUUAAGCCGAGGAAGCAGGUGGUAUUUAUUUAGGUGGAAAUAGCAGCUUAAAUACUAACAAUUUUAUAAAGUCUCUGCUCUUACUUAAUUUUGCUAAUUUAGCUUCAAAUAAUAUUAAUGAAUUACCUAAACAUUUAUCUUUAUCAAUUAAUUAGGUAGAAAUGUUUUAGCAAGAAAUAAUAAAUGAAAACCGAUCAUAUUAAGUUUUACUAAUAAAACCAUUUAAUAUUAUAUAUUAAGAUCAUUCAAUAUAAACUAAUUAUUUAUUUAUUCCAAGUGGAUAAUAAAUAUUAAAUUUUGAACUUUAUCAUCCUCACCAUUUGAAAUUUUCUUCUUAUAUUACUGAAUUCACUAUAAAACUUAAGAAUAGUAGGAAUGAAUAAUAAAUAAAUUUUUUAAAUUCUAGUUGUGAUGUAAAAUAACAAAUUUUUGAUAUUCAAUCAUAAAAUGUAAUUGAAUUGAUCACAAUAUCAACAAUAAGUUUUAAUUAAUAAAUUAAAAGCUUUAAUAUAGGUUCACUAUAAUUUCAUCUGGAUCCAUACAACUAGGAAGAUAAAAUAUAUGAAAUUUUAAUAUAUUGUAAAACAGAAUAUUAAUAGGAAAGUUUGGCCUAUCGAAUGAAGGUUAAAAGUUUCUUAUGCCAAUUAGGUGAAUUUUAUAUUUCCCAUGGAUGCUAAAAAUGUUAAUCAGAAUAAGGAUUUUAUUCAGUGACUUAUAAUGCCACAAAAUGUUCACUUUUUGAUAAAAAUAGAUUUGAAGCCAUAACAUCCAAUAAAAUUAACUUAAAGUCUGGAUUUUGGAGACCGAGUUAAAUUACUGAAAACGUAGAGUUAUGCUAUAAAAAUCCAAGUCAUUGUUUAGGAGGAUGGGUUGUAGGUGAUGAACUUUGUUUUGUUGGUCAUAUAGGAGGAUUGUGUGAAGAAUGUGAUAAAUAUAAUUUAAGAGGGAAUGGAUAAUUCUUUAAAAAUUAGUAAUAAUUGGAUUGUUAAAAGUGUGAUUAGCUUUCUAAAAGAUUGAUAGCCUUUUUCUUAAUAUCAAUUUGGUAUUUAUAAUUAAUAUUUUGUUAGGGCUAUUCUUACUACACUAUUAACUAUUCGAAGUAUUGAAAAAACAAAUUAACUCUAUGCAUAACUAAAGCUUAGAUAAAACUAAAAGUUUGCUGAAAUUUUAUUUAAACUCCAAUAAGGUAUAAUUAAAUAUUCAUAUUAGAUCAUGAAAGUAUUUUAAUAAAAUUAUUUCUUAAUUAUUUAUGGAUUUUUUCAGUUAUCUUUACAUUCAAUAUCAGUUUCUCACUAUCUUUAGACUUUGUAAAACCAUCAAAUGAUACCUCAUAUUUUAUGGCUAAUUUUUUUGAAUGUUUAUUAGCUGAAAUAUAAGGGAUUGAAUUAAUUUACAGCAGAAUCUUAGUAAUGUUUGGAAUUAUGGUCUGUUAGAUUUUGAUUAUUUUUUGUGGAUUCUAAUUAUUAUCAGUUCUAAAAUACUAUAAAUUUUAGAGUAGAAUCAUUUCAAUUACUGUUUCCUAUUUAUAUAUCUAAAAUUACGCAUCCUUAAUGAAUCAGUAAAAAUUAAUAUUAUAAUAGAUUUUUUUCAAUUCUGGCAGUUAGAAGAAUAUCAGAUUUAGAUUAUAUAUAAGGAGAUAUAUCCUUGAUUUAUGGUUCUUAGAAUCAUAUCUCUUGGAUUUACGGAUUUGUAAUUCCUGGAUCCCUUUUAAUAGGAUUAAUUCUACCUUUAUCAUUAUUUUUACUUCUGUACAUAAAUAGAGCUUAGCAUAAAAAAAUUAAUUUUAGAAGACAUAUAGGAUAUUUAUUUAAUGAAUAUAAUCAAAAAAACUAUUUUUGGGAAAUUAUCAAAUUAUGGAAGAAAACAAUAAUCAUAAUUAUUUUAAUUUAUUUUGAAACUGAUAUAUUUUUGAAAGCAGUAUUAUUAGAUCUUUGUAUAUUGAUUUAUUCAAUAAUUGCUCAAAAGUAUAAACCAUACAUUCUUCAUAAGUUUAACUUAUUAGACAUCUAAAGUGGAUAGUUUUGCUAGAUUGCUAUAUUAUUAGCAAUUUUAAAGCAUAUUUGUGAAUAAUAAGAUUAAUAAAAUAUUUCAUUUAUCAUACAAUCUUUUAUCUUUAUAGAUAGCUUUAUCUUGGGUUACCCAUUCAUAAGUGAUAUUCUCAAAGUUUAUUAUAAAAAAUAUAAGUUACAAAUAAUUUAAUUGUUAUUAAAAGGAUUUCAAGCUUUGAAACCUAAUUUUGUUGUUACUAAAUUACUUAAAUAAAAAUUAAAUUUUUUGAGAUAAAAAGAAAAAAAAAUUUAAAGUAAUAUAGAAAAAUUGAAAUCAAUUCUAUUUUAGAGCAAUUCUAAAAUCCAUUUGUAAUUUUAUGAAUUAUUUUUAGACCAAAAAGUUCUUUAUCAUUAAUGAAUACAAACAGAGAAUAACGAAUUUCGCUUAAAACUUUAGAGGUCUAGUAAGAAAAAUUAAUUUGA